GGAGCCCGGCCCGGCCCUUCUUUAAGAUCACCACCCGCCCCCAUUGCCCUCUCCCACCUCUCUCUCUCUCUCUCUCUCUCUCUCUCUCUCUCUCUCGUCAUCCCCAUUCACCAGCUAGCUUGAGCUAGCUUGCUCUUCUCUGCUGCAAGCUGCUGAUCGGUUCUUUGAUCUUUCCGGGAGGGAAGCGCCGGGAGUUGGCUGUUCUGUCAGGCUGGCUCUUGACAUGUUCAGAUCGAAGGUCCAGGAGAUGAUCCUCAGGAGGAGGUCCAGGUCCAUGAACGGCGCCGCGCAGCACGCCGGCAGCUCGCCCACGGCUUCGUGCGACGGUGGAGGCGGCAAGGGUGCUGCUGCUCGUGCGCCGUCGUUCGCGGCGCCGAGGCUGCUGCACUCGUCGUCGCUGCCGGCCGGCGGCCGCGCCGCGGUCGUCAUCGGGAGCCCCGCGCGGGACCCCGAGGCGAUGUUCGCCUACGCCAUGAGCCCCACCUCCGUGCUGGACGCGUCGGCGGCCUUCGGGUCGCCCGGCCCGGCCGUGGACGCCGGAGGGGCCAAGCGCCGUCCGUGGUGCGACGGUUGCGCGGGGCCGCACGGGCUCGCCGACGUGCUGGACUGCGCCCACGAGGCCCAGCGGAGGAAGAACGUCCUCCGGGGCGCUGUGAGGGCGCAGGCGCCGGCCCUGGUGCGGUCGUCCUCCCUGGACCGGCGCGUGGAGUUCGGCGUCAAGAACAAGAGCUCGUGGCUGCCGCUGCGCGCCGCCCGCGCGGCGACGGAGGCGGAGGAGGACGGGCCGUCGUCCGAGGACUACACCUGCGUCAUCUCCCGCGGGCCCAACCCGAGGACGGUGCACAUCUUCGGCGACCGCGUCGUGGAGGGCGACCGCGCGCUGGAGAGCCCGCCGCCGGCGCCGGCGCGCCAGGGCAGAGGCUUCCUCAGCCUGUGACGCCAUGCCCAUGCCACCGAUAGUAGCAAUCCUUCCAUGAUGCGUGCGUGCGUGCUCCGGUAAAGUAGUAAGUCCUGUUGAUGCUGUCAGUAUUUUGUUCUUGGAUCGAUCGAUCUCGAUGAGAUGAUCAGGCAGAUGCCUCUUGGAUCAGAUGAUCAAACAGAUUGGGUUUUGUCUGUACUGUAAUAUAUAGGAAUUCUAUAUCUCUUUGCUGCAACAACAUGUUUGUACAAGAGCAAGAUCACAUCCGAACAUGUAAAAUUAGUAGCUUAUGAAUGAAUUGAUCGUUGAAAAUGCACUGGAUUUCUUGGUUGCC
Triticum dicoccoides is the source of this 1253-nucleotide messenger RNA. RefSeq lists its product as uncharacterized. The coding region runs from base 224 to 937 and encodes 237 amino acids. The record is from RefSeq and is a predicted model, not a curated record. NCBI's taxonomy places the organism in Eukaryota, Viridiplantae, Streptophyta, Magnoliopsida, Poales, Poaceae. The transcript has a single exon.